UGAUUCAGUAGCUGUUAUUGAAACGCGUUGUUUUCUCAUGUUGUAUUUAUAUCGUGUGUUUUAUAACAGUGUUUUGUCAUUUAUCACUGUAUAUUUAUAUAUUUGAUUUGAACGGAAGUGAUGGAGUCAGCGGCCGCAGGUAAAGAUGUGAAUAAGAUGAGAAUUAGUCGAGCAGAAUACAAAUGUAUGAGCAGAUUUAUGGAGCAGCUCACACCUACACGACAGUGCAUGAAGAUACUGAAGGUCCAGUUCCCAAAUCUUUCUCCGUCCACUCUUCUGAGCAUCUUCUCCCAGGAGUACCAGAAGAGAAUGAAGCGCAGUAUGGCGAGACAUCACGCUCCAGAUGUGGUGAAGUGGUAUUAUCAGAGGUACCGCAGUGAAGCUGAGACACGUCCUACUGCACCGCUUCUGCUGGAGCUGGCCAAUGAGGUGGAUCUGUCUCCUGCUCUUCUGGCUCGUAUGAUUGUGGAGUGUUUCAUGGAGGAGCGUGAAGCUUCAGUCCCCUCCAGACACGUCAUCAACAACAUGUUACGGGAGCCGUGUUUCAUUCCAGAUCCACUGCUAGCAAAACAUGUGGAACAGUGCACAGUAAAUGACUGCUGUUACGGGCCGCUGGUGGACUGCAUCAAACAUGCCAUUGGUCUUGAACAUGAGGAGAUUCUUCGAGACGAGCUCAGAGAGAGAAAUCUGUCAUUUUUAGAUGAAAAUCAACUUCGUGCCAAAGGCUACGACAAAACCCCAGACAUUAUUCUGGAGGUGCCAAUAGCUGUUGAAGAUCAUAUCGUUCACUGGAUUGAAAGCAAAGCUUCAUUUGGGGACGACCACAGCCAUCACACUUACCUGAAUGAGCAGUUCUGGAGUUACUGCAACAGGUUUGGUCCAGGUCUGGUCAUCUACUGGUACGGUUUUAUAUCAGAACUGGACUGUCAGCGAGACCGAGGGAUUCUGCUGAAUGAUCGCUUUCCUUCUGACAUCACAACCCUGUGCCAGCGGGCGUCUCGGCUCUGACGCAGACCGAAGGUGCUAGUAAAGUUUUGGGCGGAGGGGCGUCGCGAGUGCCGUUUGUCGGUGGGGAUGUGAAUCCGGAAGCAAUUUGGCUUUCCUGCAGCGCGAGUCUACAGGCAAACAUCUGCUAUGAACUCCUGCUGAACUCCUGAGGGCCGGGGUCAGAAUAAUACCUCUGUGCCAAAACACCGCCGCCCCACGGCUCCUCGAAUCCUGCAGGAGCUCCAGGAGAGGAGACCGCAGGUAAUGAACGUCUCUGACAGCUGGGUCACUUCUAUAUCGGCACAGAUGUGAUGAUGAACAUUUAUUCCUUCUUUGUGUUUGUUUGAUGAUGUAUCUUUUAUUUGUUUGUUGGUGUAAUAAAGUUGAGUACUUUGCUUGAAGUUUGUAUUGUUUUUAUGAAAGUCUGUUGGAAGAAUGAACGUUUUCUUGCAGUCCUGGGCCAAACAGGCUCCAAACAUCAACUUAUUUCAGACUAAUAUGAGUUUAAUAGCAUCAAGAACUUAUAUUUCAUUCUGUAACUCACAGCCCGUCUGCAGCAGAGCGUUACCCGUCCCUGACCCCGCUCACCCGUCUAAACCCCGGAGCUCGGCUGUUAAAUCGCGGUAAAGUGUUGCAUGAUUUGUUACCCCUAACCCUACAAACAGACCUUGAUUCAGACAGGA
Paramisgurnus dabryanus is the source of this 1670-nucleotide messenger RNA. Lineage: Eukaryota; Metazoa; Chordata; Actinopteri; Cypriniformes; Cobitidae. The record is from RefSeq and is a predicted model, not a curated record.